AUGAAUAAUCAUAACACUCAACAACUUCUUACGUAUCUUCUUCAAUAUGGAAUAUCUAAUACAAUGAUAGCAAUUAUCGCAAAACAACAUAUCAGUAAUGAAGAUUUACAGAUAAUGGAUCGUGAUGAUGUUGAACAUUUAUUUAAAAAUGAAUAUGGAUUUACAUUUCGUGAUCGUAAACAGUUUUGGAAUAUAUUGCAGAAAAUUCAAUCGAAUUCGAAGUCUAAUAUAAAAACUGAACAAAUUGAUAAUUCGCCGGAAAUUCUUGAACAUAUUUAUGAGUUUGCUGAAGAAGAAUCAUCUGAGAAUAAUGAUUCAAUACAACAGCAAUCUAUUAUUUCUUCAUCAUCAAAUACAAAUCAACAAUUAAUUAUUAAUCAUCUUUUUGAGAAUAAAACAUCUGAUGAUGAUAAUAAUUCAAAUACUUCAUCAUAUAUCUCAGAAUUAUCAUUAUCAUAUGAUUAUGUAUUUACAUAUCCAUGUAUAUUACCGAGUUUUUCUUCAAAUAUAAUUCAAGCACUUAAAACAAAUACAAUUCAUAAACAAUGGGCAGCUUUUAUCAAUGAACUUGCACGUUGGGUUAUGUCAAUUAAACCAUGUCUUCGUGAACAACAUGAGUAUCGUGCAAUAGGACAAAGCCUAUUCGAGAAAUAUCCUAAUAUAGGUACAGCAGGUCCUAAACCAUGGUCAUUUUUAUGUCGAAGUCUUAGUCAACGAAUUCGAACAGAAAGAUGGCAUAGACGAAAAAUAUUAACAACUAAAAAACGAAAAGAAAAUGAAAUGAAAAACAUUGAUCAAAAUUAUGAUAAUACAGGACGAGAAAUUGUUCUUUGA
Molecule: messenger RNA, 834 nt
Organism: Adineta steineri
Lineage: Eukaryota; Metazoa; Rotifera; Eurotatoria; Adinetida; Adinetidae
Source: the annotation of a GenBank genome assembly